Daldinia caldariorum is the source of this 1626-nucleotide messenger RNA. Its product is annotated as MFS general substrate transporter. Gene Ontology annotation, biological process: biotin import across plasma membrane. Gene Ontology annotation, molecular function: biotin transmembrane transporter activity; dethiobiotin transmembrane transporter activity; solute:proton symporter activity. The record is from RefSeq and is a predicted model, not a curated record. Bases 1 to 1626 code for a protein of 541 amino acids. Lineage: Eukaryota; Fungi; Ascomycota; Sordariomycetes; Xylariales; Hypoxylaceae. The transcript has 4 exons. Gene Ontology annotation, cellular component: membrane.
AUGGCCGACGACAAUACUUAUGAGAGGGGUAAGAACCCCGUCGUGACCGGAACCAAUCAUGAAGCAGGCACUCAGCUAGAAGGCGGCCAGCCUACUCCCUCGGAGUAUGAUAUCGAGAGAAUAGAGGCCGUUUACAGGAAGUUAGAUCUUCGCAUCAUUCCACCCUUCUGGAUCUUAUACUUUCUCUGCUCCGCCAUCCGCUCCAAUAUCGGGUUGGCGCAGACGAUGAAUUCAGACGUUGGUCACGAUUUGGUGACGAUGCUGGGGCUUUCAUCUAACGAUGUCUCCACUGCUUUGGCCCUCUUCUAUGUCUCUUAUGUCAUCUUCGACUGCCCUUCCAAUCUCAUCAUGAGCAAGCUGAGCCCUCGGGUUUGGAUGGCUAGAAUCGUCUUUGCUGUGGGUGUAAUAGGGGCUUGCUUUACCGCCGUCCAGGCUGCUUGGAGCUUGAAGCUUUUACGAUUUUUACUUGGUGUGGUAAUUGCUGGCAUGUGGCCUGGAAUGUCCUAUUACUUGACUCUUUUCUACCCUCCUUCACGGACAGGCAAGCGAAUCGGAAUGUAUUUUACGGCUUCGCAAGUAUCCGCCGCUGUUGUGGGCUUAGUAUCAGCGGGUUUCCAAUUGAUGGACGGUGCUGGUGGUUUGGUCGGCUUCCAAUGGAUGUUUCUUAUCUAUGGGCUCCUUGCUGUCCUCCUUGGCUGGACAUUACUUUGGUGGUUACCCGAACGCCCAUUGCCGCCUGGUGAACGAAGGGAGCGCUCGAGUUUCAUGAAAUGGCUUCCUCCGACCCCUGAAGCUCUGACUGGUGAAGAUGCGCUAGUUCACUACGAAGAUCUUAAGAGGGUCUACCACACGAGGCCCUGGACUCUCAGAGAUUUAGGUUAUGUCCUGAUUGACUGGAGGCUUUGGCCGCUUACUAUCAUGUAUUUCGGCGUGGUAGGAGUAGGGAUCGGCACGCAACUUUAUGGCACAGUGAUCAUUCGUGGUAUCAACUCAUCAUUCACCGGGGUGCAACUCAGUCUUCUCUUCGCCCCUAUUUGGAUCAUGGACUUUUUUGCGAUUCUACUUGUUACUCCUAUCUCGGAUCGAUUCCACCGUUUACGCCCCUUAUUUUUCUCAUGCGCUGUAUGUAUCCAGAUUGCUGGGCUUCUCACCACCACCUUCGCCCCUACCUGGAGGCCUUGGGCGAGGUAUGGGGGUCUUCUAAUGGUGGGCUUCGGCCUCGGUCCGACGGUUCCCAUCUGCAUGACCUGGACCAAUGAGAUAUUUCAACAGCGUCACGGCGAGGUUGGUGUUGCUGCCGCAUCGGCAUUGGUAUCAGGCCUUGGAAAUCUCGGAAGUAUUACGACUACCUAUGCCCUUUACACUGGUUGGCCCGCGGACGCUGCCCCCGGGCCGCAUCAAUAUCGGCGAAGCAACUUGGUCAUGAUUGGUAUACUGUGCGCCAGCAUCUUAAGCAGCUUCAUCAUGUUUGUUGCCCUGAAAUUCGUCGGUAACAAGCCCAGCAAUAAAAUUGGCAGCAGUGGAAGCUCCAAAAUUGACGGUUUGGAUGGCUUUCAAGACGGCGCGGCCCGCCGCGAACUUGAGCAACGCGGUUUUGGUCGCAUGUGGUGGUGGAAAAGGGACUAA